Molecule: messenger RNA, 610 nt
Organism: Dryobates pubescens (Downy woodpecker)
Lineage: Eukaryota; Metazoa; Chordata; Aves; Piciformes; Picidae
Product: aldehyde dehydrogenase family 3 member A2-like
Exons: 2
Coding region: 43-327 (94 amino acids)
Biological process (GO): aldehyde metabolic process
Cellular component (GO): cytoplasm
Molecular function (GO): aldehyde dehydrogenase (NAD+) activity
Source: RefSeq, a predicted model, not a curated record
CCCAAGGAGAGUCUCAGCAAUGUAACUGUCACUGUGCACAGCAUGACCUGCCUGGGUUGUGUCUCAGGCAACAGUGGGAUGGGAGCCUGCCACGGCAAGCACAGCUUUGAGACCUUCUCCCACCGCCGCUCCUGCUUGGUCAAGGACCUGAAGAUGGAGAUUCUGAACUUCUAUCGGUACCCGCCAAGCAGCCAGAAGAAGGUGGAUUUCAUCAAGUUUGCUGUCUUUAAGCAGCUCAACAAGAGCCAAAUGGCACUGGUCAUCUUGGCCCUGCUGGGGAUUGUGGCAGCAGUGGUGAUAAAGGGGAAAACACUUCUAGCCAUCUAGGGUGUGCAAUGCCUACCUGAGGUGACAGCAAAGGCUUUCUGAGCUGUGGCCACACUCUGUCCCAAGGACCUGAGGGUCACCCCUGGCCGUCGCACCACCGGUACAAAGCAUUUGGGGCUGAUGGGGGCAACACUGCUGUGACCAGGAGUCCCAGGUCUGAGGAAGGCCUUGGCCAGAGUGCUGAGCACCACCCACCUGAUCUGUCAUCGAAUUCCCAUUUAUGUAUUGCUUUAGUGGUUGCAUUUACCUCCAAACUUGUAGCUGGAAGCUGACUUGCACUUGA